AUGUCUACUCCAACUGCCCCAACUACAACUGCUCCGCUUGCCCAAAAGAACUGCCACUGUGACUUGUUAACUUGGAAAGAUCCUGUUAAGACUGGUAAAGUUUUCGGUACCAUCAUCUUGACUUUACUUGUUCUUAAAACAGUGAAUUUAUUCAACAUCUUCUUCCAUGUUGCUUACAUUGGAUUAUUGGUUUCAGCUAUUCUUGAAUACGUAGGUAAAUUCGUCGUUGGCGAAGGUUUUGUCUCCAAAUAUAAGCCAGCAACCAAGACUUAUGCUAAGAAAAUCAACGACGAAGUUUUACCGCUCGUUGCUGAAUUCAAUGAAAAAUUUGAAGCUGAAAUCCAAAAGAUCCUUUAUGCUCAUGACAUUGAAGCUACCUUGAAGGCUGCCGGUAUUUCUUACAUCUUAUACAAGAUUACUUCUUUGUUUUCUUUGUACACCUUGAUCACUAUUGUUGUUGUCUUAGCUUUCACUGUUCCAGCUGUUUACGUUAGAAAUAAGAAGGAAAUUGACGCAGCUAUUGCUCAGUACUCUAAGUUAGCCAAGGAAAAGACUUCUGAAUACACUAAAUUGGCUCAGGAUAAGGCAGCUCCUCAAUUGGAAGCUUUAGCUAAAAAGACUGGACCAGUCGGUGCUAUAAUUAAGAACUACUUACCUACCAGAACAGCUGGCUCAACUGUUGGUAAUAACAGAGAUGCCUCCUUUGAAGGAUCAGCAUCUGCUUCUUCUACUGGUGCCUCUAAAUUCCCAGAUGUUCCUUCCUCAAACUUAUCAUCUGGCACUCAAGAAUUUGUUGAUGAAACAAAGUCUACUAUUCCAGAAUCGUUUUAA
Molecule: messenger RNA, 831 nt
Organism: Debaryomyces fabryi
Lineage: Eukaryota; Fungi; Ascomycota; Pichiomycetes; Serinales; Debaryomycetaceae
Exons: 2
Coding region: 1-831 (276 amino acids)
Source: RefSeq, a predicted model, not a curated record